UUUGAAUUUGACCUGACAAGUGGUGCAGGUGAUGAAGGCAGAUUAUGAUGACGUCAUAAUCUUUUUGCUCUCUGAACUUUGUGAUUGAGCCCCCCCACUCCCCCUCCCCGCUCAGCAGCGUGCUCUGUUUGUUUCAGGGCGUGAACUUGGCGGCGGUGAGGAGGAUGUACCUCGCCCUUGUUCUCUUCUCGUUGCUGAAGGAAACGGACGUCUGGAGCGUCUCCGAGCGUUUCCAGCUGAGCCGUGGCUUCGUGCAGACGCUGCUUGGCUCCGCCUCUGCCUUCUGCUCCUGUGUGCUGCACUUUGCUGAGGAGCUCGAGGAGUUCUGGCCGUUCAGAGCGCUGCUCGCCGAGCUGACGCGGCGCCUCAGUUACUGCGUGAAGGCGGAGCUUAUCCCUCUGAUGGAGGUGGCCGGAGUCCUGGAGGUGAGACACCUCCUUCACCUGCUUUCUUCUUCUUCUUUUUCUUUUUCUCCUCCUGCAUCCUUUUCUUACUGUGUGCUCGUGUGACAUCAUUGAAACACGUUAAGAGUGAUGAGUUUCCGCACCGUCACAGUUCAGGGUGAUGACAUCAUCAGCCUGUUGUCUGCUUGGAGGGUUUACAAAAAAAAAACGUAUUCUGUUAUUUUGUGACAUUUUUCUUCUCUCUGCUCAGCGCACGUCAACGCAUCAGCACUCGCAUCCUCUGCUGUCACUCGAUUCUACUUCCUGCCCAAGUGCACAUUAGAGCUCCAGUACACUCCCAUGUCUAUGUAAUAAACACGUGCGUUUGUGGACCAUUUCAGCAGUUACUGAUCACAUGAACACCAUCUUCCACCUCAGCUCAGGUUUUAAUUUGUAAAAGGGUUAUUACAG
This is a messenger RNA of Neolamprologus brichardi, 854 nucleotides long. The record is from RefSeq and is a predicted model, not a curated record. NCBI's taxonomy places the organism in Eukaryota, Metazoa, Chordata, Actinopteri, Cichliformes, Cichlidae.